UCACAAGAAAGGGGGUGCCUUCACCUGGGAAGAGAAAGCAAGCAAGCCAGGCCAGAGGAAGGAGGGACUACUCAAUCCACACAAUUCCACGUGCAGAAGUCAAGUAACAAAAGAGCCAAGAACAACUCUGCCUAAGGAGAUUCUUAGCGAGGAGCCAUGUCUCCUGAGGAACCCCCAGCCAAACCAGCUCCUGAUGACAAGAUUGACUUGAACCAAAGUCCUAUUAUGAAAACCCGCAUCAAGUACUGGUGGAUCAUGAUUUCUAUCACCGCAGGAGUCCUUACAGUCAUCUUGGCAACAUCAGUCCAAACAUACAAUGCAAUGCUUGUGGAAGACUGGAGUCUUUAUGAAGAGCCUAUGAAAAAACUAAGGAUUACUUUGUCCAUCGGGGUCAGGGAUGAAAAGAUCAAGCAUAAUGAGAAUGCUAUGAAGGUUUCAAAGUUAGUAGAGAGAAUGCCGCAACUGUUCAAGGAAUCUGAAAAUGGCUUUGCCGCAGACAAAAAGAGAUAUCAAGCUCUGUUUAAAAAAGGAUCAAAAAUUAGUGAUAACUGGAAGCUUUUUGGCUGGAAUCUCUACUAUGUUUCAAAAGCAAAUGAAAAGAAAACCUGGCACGAUGCCAAGUACUUUUGCAAGUCCAGAGAUUCCCACUUGACUUCCAUCCUGAAUGAGGAAGAACAGAAGUACAUCUCUUCAAAGCUCAACGAGUCUGCCUGGAUUGGCCUAACGGAUGAAAAUGUGGAAGGCCACUGGGAGUGGUCGGAUGGUUCCAGAUUAAUAAUACAAUACUGGGCCGAUGGCAAUCCCAAUGGAUCUUCAAUGAUGGAGAAGCAGAUGAAGACUGCGCUGCCAUAAAACCCUCAGGAAGUGAUUUAAACUGGAUUGAUGCCAGUUGCCAAGAACUUAGAAGAUGGAUUUGUAAGGAGAGAUUAGUUGCACGUUCCAAUUAGUUGGAGAGAUUAGUGUCUGGCAACACAUAAAAUUCAUCAACCAUGUUGACUGGCACAUUAAAGAUGGAGAAAAAAUGAGGAAUAUGACUUUUUAGAAUAAAAACAGAUUUCUAUUGCAGUCACAAAAUAAACACGCACUUCCAACUAUAAA
Molecule: messenger RNA, 1098 nt
Organism: Pantherophis guttatus
Lineage: Eukaryota; Metazoa; Chordata; Lepidosauria; Squamata; Colubridae
Product: CD209 antigen-like protein C
Source: RefSeq, a predicted model, not a curated record